GAGAAGAUCGCCAUAACGUGUGAAUACUUCCGCAACGUGUUCCCUAUCUCUUUCGUGCUGGGCUUCUACGUGACAAUCGUGGUGCAGCGGUGGUGGGAGCAGUACAUGCUGAUCCCCCUGGCCCGACACCGUGUGCAUCAUGGCCUCCACUUACAUAGAGGGCCAGGACGAAAGAGGCAGAAUGUUGCGGCGCUCCUUCGCUCGUUACAUCAACCUUGCCUUUGCUCUCGCCUUCUCCAGGAUAUCCCCACGGGUAGCGAGGCGCCUCUCCUCCUAUCAGAAGUAUAUAGACGCAGGUUACAUGACGCAGGACGAGAGAGUAAUCUUUGAAAUGAUGGACGCCUGCUCGCAACACCACAAGAUCUGGAUGCCUUUAGUCUGGGCCUCCCUAAUCGUGCGGCAGGCGAGGCGGGAGGGUCGCUGCCCAGACGACCACGGGCAGAAGGCGGUGGUCACAGAGAUAACUAACUUGAGGUACAACUGCGGCAAGCUUCAAGAGUACCAUACCAUGAGUGUUCCUCUCGUCUACACGCAGGUGGUAACACUCGCUACCUACUCCUACUUCGCCUUCUCCAUACUCGGCCGCCAGUUCUUGGAUCCCGCGCAGGGCUACGAAAACCACUCCAUUGAUUUCUACGUGCCAAUCUUCACGCUCUUCCAGUUUGUUUUCUAUGUGGGGUGGCUCAAAGUGGCAGAGUCUCUUCUUAAUCCUUUUGGUGAUGAUGAUGAUGAUUUUGAGACUACUGAGUUUCUGGAGCGUCACUUGGAGGUGUCCUACAUGAUCGUGGACAACAUGCACAAGCUGUAUCCUGACGUGCUGCACCCGCCAGGCACCAGGGACCUCGCAGUGCCCCUCAACAACGUGAUGGCCCGGUCCCGCCCCGUAGACUCCCCGCCCAGUAAAACAGCAUCAUUCAGCGGACAGUCGGAGGGUGAAAAGUCACCUGUGGUUAAGAGUCUGUCCCAGUGUUGCAUCCAGUGGCGGCGACGGGUGAGCCGGAGCAGACGAGCCUCCCCCAUCCGCCACAACGGUGAUGCCUACCUCGAUACCUACGGUGCCGUCAAAACCCCUCCAGUACUGCACGGAAUUAGUGGACGGCCUGGUUCCCCGAAGUGUUCAGCCACCGAGCAGCCCUUCUUCGUCCCUUCCAAGGACAUCCAAGUCACCGUCCACACCCCCUUAUAAACAUGUGAGCAUCGUUCUGCAAGGCGGCACGGUGACUGGGAAAGAGGCAACACCCACUGCCAAGCUUGUCUCCUUCACACCCUCACCCAUUCACCGCCCUGCCUCCUCCACCACCACCACUGCCCUGCCUCCCACUACCACCACCACGGACACCUCCCCAGCAGAGACCCAGCACAAGCAACAGAGUAGCACCACGCAUGAAAGUACCGCAAAGUCUAAGGUUCCUCAGUACAUCAAUCCAGGUUUUCUCAAAUGAAGUGUUGGAGGAGGAAAUGUGUGGAAGUGUUAAUUCUUGGAUUCCUGUGGUAGUGAAGUCUCCUUGUAGUUCUGUAGACGUAGCUUCCUGUGUUUUGAAUUGCUACUUGAGGAAAUGAAGGAAGAAAAGAAGGACGUGGGAUAUUUAGUUGUUGUGCUAUUUAUUUAUGAAAGACGAUGGGUGUAGUUCUGCGUUUAUAUAGUUUCUCUUCUUAACAUAUCGAGUGCUACCUAAGAAGAAACGAUGCAAAGAAUUAUGACUCACUCACAUACCCGUUCGCUGUGUUAUUUCGUGUCUGCGUCCUCACAAAUACGAGGGUGAACAUGAAAAACACUGUAUCUUUGCAAUUCAGUCUCUCCUCUUAGAACACUGAAUGCUACCUAAGGAGACGCGAUGCAAAGAAUUAUAAUGUACUGAUAAAUUCGUUUGCUGCUAUUUCACGUCUGCUCACUCAAAAAUGCGGGGUUAAAUAUCAAUUCCAGACGACUUACGUAGUUUUGGCGUUUUAGCUUUUACUCGUACAUGCUCCGGAAAAGAAACGAAAUAAAAACAGUUACUUACGUUCCUUAUUGCAUGCAUUCAUCUUUUUAUUGUUUUAAACCCAGUUUUCCUGGAUUAUAGUUUUGCAGUUACGCUUUCCCCUUGAAGACUAGAGGACAAAAUUUUGAACUAACAUAUUCUUUCGUCGUGUCAGUUCAUGUACACGCACUUUCCAAUCUAGCAUUAAAUGACCAACCAAUGACAGCAUUAGAGUGAAAUCAGGAGUUAAUCGAAGGAAGAAAGAGAAAGCUAGGGGGCAGGAAGAAUGAAUGAGUUUCCCAUUGACUCUACCCGUUCUCUUUGCUACUCGUCCAGUCUUCAGAUCGCUGUGUGUCACUGGUUUGGAGCUUCGGUUAAGAGUUCGGGUUUCUUGACUCUUAGGCCAGUAUUCAAAAACGCCUUGCUCUCUCACCACGACUAUUUUUCAAGGUUCACGAAUGUUUCUCCUGGUAAUAAGGUAGAAAUGUUAUUAAUAAGUCCUUAGAGUCAUAUAAACAUCCUUAAGAAUCCGUGUAACUUCACCUAGAACCUUUUGAAAGUAUUGAACGUGCGGCGCAGAAGUGUUUCAGAAUAUGAGCCUGUACUUGAACUAAUCUGUCCCACAAUGGAAUCAAAGAGGUUUUCUCAAUCAAAACAAGAUGGUGCGGAAGCUUUAAGUCUGAAUACGAGUAGUUUAGUUAGUAAGACAAGCAAGUGCCGGCAUCAGGGAUCACGCGGCACUGAAUACAAGUAGUUAAGUGUGUCUAUUUAAUUCAUUACUAAGCAUGAGUGUAGGGCGAAUAUUCUGAGCCGCUUUGUUUUCUCAUCAUGAUUUUCAAAGGCCAAAGAAAUGACAAGCUGAGUUUUCAUGGGGUGUCUUCCAGUCGAAAAAGUUGAAUUCUUAUUAAUCUAUCCCUGGAACUGUGAAACCAUCCUUGAAAACCCUUACAACUUUCACUACAGCCUGUGAGAGGUUUAGAGUCUUUGUCAAACUAUCCCUGGAAUCAUGAAAACAUCCUUGAAAACCCCCACAUCUUCCACCAGAGCCUGUUCAAAGUAACGAAGUCAAGGCACCAAAAGUGUUGCAGAAUACAGUCCUAGUUCAUAAGGUGGUGUUUGUUCAUGUUGUCACGGGUCCGGGGCAUGAGACGCAACAUUAACAGACGUAUGUAUAGACGGGGAGCGUGGCAAUUAAAUGUGAAUACGAGUACUUAUUUAAGAACGUAAGAAGAUAUAAGGAAGCUGCGAGAAGUCGUCAGGACUACACGUGGCAGUCCUUGUAUGUAUAAUAUUCAAAUAUCAAAGUAAUAUAUUGGAGAUGUAUGAGAGAGAGAGAGAGAGAGAGAGAGAGAGAGAGAGAGAGAGAGAGAGAGAGAUAACGAGCCAAUGUUUCAAAUAACAAUCUUUAGGCUGAUGUAUUAAUAUCAAGUUUUCCGUCAAUAUUAAAUAUUUUUCGUCGAAAAUGUUACGAUAAAUACCUAAUGUCAUUAUCCUUAAGGUGUGUACGUACAUAAUACUGUUACGGAGGUGGAAAUAAACUAUGA
Molecule: messenger RNA, 3505 nt
Organism: Scylla paramamosain (green mud crab)
Lineage: Eukaryota; Metazoa; Arthropoda; Malacostraca; Decapoda; Portunidae
Product: bestrophin-2-like
Exons: 8
Coding region: 140-1186 (348 amino acids)
Molecular function (GO): chloride channel activity
Source: RefSeq, a predicted model, not a curated record